AAGGACGUACAGUUUUCGUUGCAGUCUAAACAAUCCGAAAAAAUGAUUAUGAUUCGAGGUAGUAUUGCUGAGCUGUGUCGGUGUUUCUUUUUCCGACAAUCAUUAUGCCACGAUCGCGACGGCAAAGUGAAUAAUAGUUUGCCUUGUUGGAAAUUAAGUCCAUAUUUUGGUGCCUGAAAAUUUCAUUUUCGAACGAAUAAGAGAUUUCGUAUUGCCCCGUUGUUAAAAAUAUUCACCCGAGAUUUGAAUGCGAUGAUUUUCAUUAGCAUCAACAAAUUGGCUGUCAUCGCAAUCGUUCAGUCAGCGAAUGAAGCUUGUUCAAGAAGCAGUAAAGGGGGAAUCGCGCUUUGAAGUAGACAAGAUCGCACUAACACAUACGCACAGGAGCAGCACAGAACCGAACGAAACGGUAGGAAAAGUGUCCCGGGUUACGGUUGGAGCGAUUUGGCAGCUGGAGAAACUGGAUUCUGCCACGGCCGGAGCAGAAAAAUCGAAUUCUUCUUCCUGCUACUCUACCUCCAGUUGGAGGAGCUUGAGAAGGUGAUGUUUGCCGUCUAAAACGGGAAACGUUAUUUCAUUCGACAGGAUCGACUAUGCGAGCAUAUUUUUGCUUCGGCUAACGUUGGAUCUACCUAAAUUGUGCAGUUUAGUGAAUUCCAGAAAUGAAUGGUACUUUUGAUGCAAAAUCGUCUAGCUCGUCAUCAUCGUCCUCGUCCGGUGGAGGAGGUGGGAGCAAUUCCGCCAGCGGAAACAGCGGAACAUCUCAGCUGAGUAAGGCUCCCCGUAACUACAAGCUUAUUGCGGACCCAUUUAUUCAUAAAGGAGUUCCGAAAAUCUAUCGCUAUGAUGGGAUUGUACCGGGGGAUCCCACCUACCCUCCCGUUAUACCGCGGGAUCCGAGAAAUCCGCUAGCACGAAUUAGGUCACGUUUGGAUACGUUGGAUAUACCGGUUCCCAGAUUCAAAAUUGACCAGCACUACAUUGGGGAACCACCUGCUAUUGAAAUAACCAUCACUAACUUGAACGACAACAUUGACAAACCAUUUCUGUCGGAUAUGUUGGCCAAAUGUGGAACGUACACGGAACUUUACAUCUACUAUCAUCCGUUAACCCACAAGCAUCUCGGAUUGGCACGAAUUGUGUUCGAAAAUGUACGCUCGGCUCGGCUCUGCGUGGAGAAGUUGAAUGGCACAUCGGUAAUGGGGAAGGUGUUGAAUGUCUUCAAAGAUGCGUUCGGUGAAGAAUGCAAACGUUUGUUGGAUGAACGAUCAAACGAGAGACAUAAACCACCGCCACCACCACCGCCUCCCACGCACACGGCGAAACCAAUACCCAGUUUACCUCCUAGCUAUGGUGAAUCGAAACCCCCACCGAAACCACCACUGCCACCGGCAGCUCCAUCGAGUUCUUCAUCUUCUCGGUAUGGUCGAAGUAGUGGCGGUGGAGGUGGCGAUAGAGGAGGAGGAGGUGUCAAACUUUUAACCGAUGACGAUAAUUGGGAUUGUGAGGAACCGAUCGUGACUAGAUCGAAACCAGCUCCCCCAUUACCGUCGUCGAGUUCGUCAUCGUCGAAGAAAAAUGUCCUCGCCGAUGAAACGGACCUGUGGGAUUCGGGAGAUUGUUCCGGAAGCGCUGGCAACAGUCAGGAUUCGAGUUACUUCAGUAAGGAAAAAUACUCGUCCACAGGUAAAAGUCUCGGCGAUGAGUGGGACGACGACAGUCGAGGUAAGGAGAAAUAUUACGAUCGAAAGGAUCGAGACGGAAGGAAACACGGUUAUCAGAAAAGUGAGAGACGGGAUCGGGAACGAGAUCGAGCGCGAGAUUAUGACCGAGGGAGAGACAAAGAUCGUGAUCGAGAUAGAGAGUGGGAUCGAGAACGGGACCGGGACCGGGAUCGUGACCGAAAUUGGGACAGCAGAGAAAGGGAUCGUUACGGGCGGGAUCGAGACAGCCGACGACGGAGCAAGAGUAGUGGUGGUUAUUGGUAUGGUGAUUCCGGAAGUUAUUCGAACGACAUGAGUUACUCGACCGGUGGCCGUGGAUAUUCGCAGUACGAUUAUUAUGGUUAUGCUACUUCGGAUUACGGUCAGUACGGUUAUCCGCUACCACAUUCCCAGGGAACACCGUAUGUGGCACCCGCGGUAGUACCUGCGACCACCGUAAACUGCACCUCGUCAUCGUGGGUACCGCCACCGCCGCCGGAAGAAAAACCACCGAAAGCUCCACCACCACCUCCAUCCCGGAAGCCAACUCUGGACGAUUUGGAAACGUGGGAUGAUGAUGCCGAUUUGUUACCGCCUCCACCGCCGCCGAAAGCUCCCUCCACACCACCGGAAGCACCUCCGGAGCCAAGUGCCGAACCAGCCGCCGAUGACGAUAAUAGUGGAUCGGGUCUGGAUUUGGAUACCAGAAUAGCGUUGAUGUUUAAGGAUAAAACUUUCGGUGCAGCACCUUUCCUGCAGCUCAGUGAUGCCGAAGACGAGGACAAAAAAGAAGAAGGCGAAGUAACAGAGAAACUUACUAAAAUUAAGAUCAAAGAGGAAGUGAAGGAAGAGCGGCCGCCCCGUCCUCCCGAGGAGGUACAGGUGAAAAAAGAGAUUAAACUGGAACCACCGAAAGAGGAAGGCGCUAGCGAUAUAUCGUCGAGUGAUGAUGAAAUUCUGGCCAAAGAAAGUCCUCCUCCACCGACCAAACCGCCGAUGUUGGACAUCAUCAAACGAGACAACGAUCAAAUGUCUUUAUCAAGUUUGUCGUCACACGAUGACAAAAAUGAGGAUUCGAAAGCUCCACCUCUUCCACCGGAACCGGUCCCCGAUGUACCUCCACCACCCGAACCGAGCGAUGCAUUUGCUUACGUUUACCCGCCCGGCAUAGCCCCCGGAAUGGGCUAUCCUCCGGCGCCCCCGGGAACCGAUCCUUCGUACUACUACUCCCAGUCGUAUUCGCAAAGCUCGUAUCAACAGUAUCAAUCCGGAUAUUACCAGAACAGCUAUAUGCCUUACGUGGCGGGCUUUGCCGGAGCUUAUCCAUAUCAUGUGCCGCAGUCUCAACCGUACUACUCACCCAGCAAAAAGGAUUCUGGCUACAACGAAGAACGCUUCCAUUCCUACAAUAACAGUUCGUCGUCGGGGAGGGAGCGGGAAUGCAAAAAGAGAAACCGGUACGAGGAUGCUAUCACGGCGGUCAUAGAACGUGUAACGACCGAGCUCAAGCAAAUAUUGAAAAAGGAUUUCAACAAAAAGAUGAUUGAAAACACAGCCUACAAAAAGUACGAAGCCUGGUGGGACGAGGAGGAACUGAAGAGUAAAGGAAACAAUCGAAACGUACUGAAUGACAUAACACCGCUUGGUUCGGCCAAACUGGACAAAGCUCCGGAUAUCAAUCAGUUGCUCAAUCAAACCUAUGACAACCUGGACAGCAACAGCAGCUACCUAGGUUUGGGACUACGGGCAACCAUCCCGAAAAUGCCAAGCUUCCGACGUAUUCCGAAGCAACCGAGCCCCGUUCCGCAGGAUGAAGAUUCUCGACGAAGCGAUCAGGAAGACAUGGUGCAGGGAUCGGACUCGGAAAAAGAAUCCGAAACGCAACCAUCGUCGCAACAGUCACGAAUCCGAACCCCGCCUCCGUCGGGAUCGUCGGCAAAUAUUUCCCUCACCAGAACGUCUUCCACUUCGGCGGCUUCGUCGCGCAUUGAAAAACGUAAACCCAGCGUUUCAUCGUUCUUCACAUCAACGAGCGAAGAGGAAAGUAGUGCCAGUGAGUCGGACGACAGUACGGAUACCGGUUCGCUGUCGGACGUUGAAAUGUCCUAUACCAGUCGCAAGCAACAUCAUCAGCAGCAGCAGCAGCAGCAUCAGCAACAGCAGCAUCAGCACCAGCACCAGUCGUCAUCUCGCGAAAAACGUGAUAAGCGAAUAUAUUCCGAUUCCGACACGGAAGACGAACCGGGACAAAGUGGUAGCAAGUUCCCGCUUCCGACCAGUAGUGCCGGAUCUCGCAGUAAAACGAAGAUAUAUUCCGAUUCGGAUUCCGACGAUGACGUUGGUAAACCGCCACUUAAGGAAAUUCUCCCUUCGAUCUCCACCGAAAAAGCUCGCAGCAGAAGUCCAGACCAUACAGUGCUUCCCCCCCACACAUCCUCCCGGGGGGCCACAACUCCACCCCAUCCUCCACCGGCGGAACAUUUGUCGAUGUUACCUCUGGAUCAGCUACACGAAGACCUCUCACCGGACGUCGAUGAAAGUCCACCGCUUCAGCAGCCCCCCCGAACACCCGGACGAGAAUCUCCCAAGAAGGCUCUCUACGAAUUGGACCGAAUUUACAGUGAUUCCGAUGAGGAACGUGAAUAUCAGGAAAAGCGACGUAGGAAAGCAGAAUAUCUGGAACAGAUCGAACGUGAAUUCCAGGAAGAACAAGCGCGGCUAGCACUGGAACGCGAACAGCAAGAGAAGGCAGCUGCCGAAGCACCACCAAAACCAGCACCAGCACCAGCUGCGCCAGUCGUCAGCAAAUCUCCCGCCAAAGGAGCUAGGAACUAUCGGAAAAACACCACAGUAUCGAUACUGGAAAAAACUCCAAGUUACGACGAUCCACUGACUCCACUCACCAGUCAACCGCCUCCGACGCCAGGUGCCGGAAUGCUAGAUAACUAUAAGGAUCCGUUAGCUGCCGCCCUUACCAAAAGUAGCAGUUCAACGGCGACAACCGCCAAAAAGAAGAAACUGGAAAAAGCAACCAAAACGAAAGCGAAAGGUGCUGGUGGUCGUAAGGCGAAGGAUACUAACGGAGUUCCCGCCAGCGUCAUUCCACCAUCCGAACCACUUGUACCGGCCCCCAUUCAAUCCAUGCCAAUUGUUUGUCCACCACCAGUCACAGCCGCAGCAGCAGCAGCAACAACGACACCUUCAAUUAUCACCGAUUUCCCACAACCAACACCGCCCCAGGCAGCAUCCGUUCCAGUCGUCGGUGGCACCCCGCGGCUUAGUUCGUCGGAUGAUUUAUUCUCGGCCGACGAAGAAACGGCUGCCCGACGAGCAGCGAAAGCAUCUCCCGCCUCGUCGGACGGUGGUUCCAGUCAAGCCAGUCAGGUGGCCCUGGACCAUUGCUACUCGCUACCGCCGUCGGCUUCACCGUCCUCAUCGUCACCCCAACCGCAGUCAGAUUCAUCCGCGCCGGUCGCCAAAUCUGCUAACAAAUACGCUCCCUCGUCCGAUGCGUUGGCACACGACCAUGGCUACACCAACAGCGACGACGCAACGGGAGGAACGGGAACACCACUGGCUGCUGCCGGUCACACGCAGAUACCGUCUGAUUCGACUCCGCCGGCACGGUCAGCCGAAUCAUCGCUACCACAGGCAGUUCCAAUUCCAACACCACCCUCGGCAAGUCGUUCGGUAGGACGCCCCAAAAAGGACCCCAAUGCACCGAAGGUCAAGCACAAAAAGCGCAACGAAAAACAAGAGAAGGCCGUCGCGGUUAAACAAGCGGCUGCAGUUGCGGUCCUACCACAAUUACUGGCCACCUACGGUUCAACGUUUGUGCCCGUUGCCAAGUAUCGCGAGCGGGACAUACGCUCGGAAAUGGCAGUGCUGUACGACUUCCUGACCCGUGGAAUCGAUGGCGAAGAUGUGCAGUAUAUCAAGCAAAGCUACGAACUGCUUUUGAGCGACGACACCAACAACUACUGGCUGAAUGCCACUCAUUGGGUUGAUCACUGUACGACCGAGAGAAGCUUUCUUCCACCACCGACGAAAAAGCGCAAAAAAGACAAGGAAUCCGUGUCCGACAUCAAACAGCACUCGACGGGAUCGGCCCGAACGCAAGGCUUCUACAAGAUCGAUCCUCGCGAAAAAGCCAAAUAUAAAUACCAUCACCUGAAGGGCACUCCGGCGGCUAACCAUCUGAACAAUAUUGAAACGGCCAAGGCUGCCACCAAGAUGCAAGGUUUGUCCCGUGAGGCCCGUUCCAAUCAGCGACGGCUGCUGACGGCCUUCGGUGCCAGCACCGAGUCCGAAUUGCUCAAGUUCAACCAGCUGAAGUUCCGCAAAAAGCAGCUCAAAUUCGCCAAAUCCGCCAUCCACGACUGGGGACUGUUCGCCAUGGAACCGAUCGCUGCGGAUGAGAUGGUAAUCGAGUACGUCGGGCAGAUGGUGCGUCCGUCGGUGGCCGAUUUGCGCGAAACCAAGUACGAGGCUAUCGGCAUUGGCAGUUCGUAUCUGUUCCGGAUCGAUAUGGAAACGAUUAUCGAUGCUACCAAGUGCGGCAAUCUGGCACGUUUCAUCAAUCAUAGCUGCAAUCCAAACUGUUACGCCAAGGUCAUCACAAUUGAGUCCGAGAAGAAGAUUGUCAUCUACUCGAAGCAGCCGAUUGGAGUGAAUGAGGAGAUUACGUACGACUACAAAUUCCCGCUGGAGGACGAAAAGAUUCCGUGUCUGUGUGGAGCCAACGGUUGUCGGGGUACGCUCAACUAAGUGCGCGAACGACGGUGUGUUAGCAGCCUCUUCUUAUUCUCGUGUCAGACCAGAAUGCUCAUAAUGAAAUUUUAGCUGAGAUAAGUCGAACGGACGGUCGGUCGGAUAGUGAUUCAAAGAAUGAACAAAUCCGUUGUAAACCAGAAUAGAGAAACAAGAUUUGCUUUGUUAAAUUUAGCAAUAGAAGAAAAAAAACAAGCUUUGCUUCGAAGCUCCAAUAGCCAACCUACGCCGUUGUAGAAGGGGAAAAGUUAUCAUUCGGAUAGGUAAAUGAAAUCGAAGUAAUAGCAAACGUCAUGAGAUCCAUUUGUACAUCAUUGUCAUGUAUGUAGAUAAGUGAAUUUUUGUUUCAACAGCCGUAAGCAUAGUACCGAGGAGCACUGCUGUUCGUUGUUUGCAUUUCCUGUUUCAGGCAAAUCUUAUGUAAAUAACAUUGAUUUAAGAAUAUAUUCAACAUCGUAAGUAA
Messenger RNA from Malaya genurostris, 6936 nucleotides. It is a transcript of the gene Set1, whose product is annotated as histone-lysine N-methyltransferase SETD1. The coding region runs from base 663 to 6470 and encodes 1935 amino acids. Lineage: Eukaryota; Metazoa; Arthropoda; Insecta; Diptera; Culicidae. Gene Ontology annotation, cellular component: Set1C/COMPASS complex. The transcript is spliced from 5 exons. Gene Ontology annotation, molecular function: protein binding; histone H3K4 methyltransferase activity; RNA binding. The record is from RefSeq and is a predicted model, not a curated record.